AUGCCAGGCUCAAGAGGAAAGUUUUUGAAGCAGCAGGCCAGGGAGGAAUCCGGGACGGGAGAGGCUCUUGUGCCAGUGCCAGGGGGAGGGGGUGCCGCCGAGACAGCUGUCUGGAGGCAGGCGCUGGUGGGGCGCUCAGCUAGGCGUUCUUCGGUCGCUUCGGUCAUGGAGGCGGCGGGCGAAGGGCAAGAGCCAUCUGCGGGGCCCGGAUCGGGGCCGAGCGGCUCCGAGGAGAUCGACCUGUCCUUGGAUGACAUCAUAAAGCGUAACAAGAAAGGACAGACCCAUAUAACGGCAACAGGGAACAGAUGGAGGCAGAGGCUCAAGAACAGAAGUGCAUCCUAUAGCAAUGGAAGACCUCCGUUCCGGAGGUGGGUACCACAAAAGAUGGAAGGAACCUACAGGUUUCGAGGAGGGUUUAGAAAACAGCAGUAUUACAGAAAACAGUUUUGGAAUGGCAUGACUGGUCCCAGACAAAGAAUGGCCCCCAGGCCAAAUGGCACAAGUCCCUUAAAUCGGCCAGCAUCAUCUGAACAGCAGGGCAAGCAGGAUGAAACCAUAUCAGAGGGGAACAGUGAUGGAGUGGCAGCCAGUCUGCAGCAGGGGCAGCCCACAUGGGCCAAGCGGUUCAGACAUCCAAAUCCUUUCCCACCUGCAAAAAGGCCUUUCCAACUAAAUCGAAGACCAGCUUUUAUGCAGAGGCAAACCAGGUUCAACUUCAGCAGAAGGCAAAAAGAGUCUACAGACAGAAAACAGCCACGGACGAGAAGGUGGCAGCUUCAACCCAGCUCUGGAGCUGUCCUGACCAUCUCUGUGUCUAACUUCCAAGCUGGUCAAAUAAAAAUGCCAGGAGCCAAGCGCCCAUUCUUGAGAGGGAGAAGCACCUCAACAAAGAUGAUCCAUCCCAAGCCCAAGGGAGUGCCUUUGAGGUUCAACUUCCGUGCCAUGGCGAACCAGACAAGCUUGACAUUGAAUGAAAGGUUCUCUGGCCUGUGGCACAAGCGUCACUUUACAGCACUAACAAACACAAGCCGUAUGGUCACUCUGCCGUAACUUUGCCCGCUUGGUGGAUCCAGACCAGCUCUGGAAAAGGAGUCGGUCACUGAACCCUACUGAUUUUCUGCCACUUCCUUAACAAUGGUUUGGGAUCACCUCGACACAGUUAUGGACUCAUCUAACCUAACACCAAUGAGAGUUCUGCACAACUGCGGUCCACAGACCAGAGU
Euleptes europaea (tarantolino) is the source of this 1226-nucleotide messenger RNA. RefSeq names its product UAP56-interacting factor-like. The coding region runs from base 1 to 1053 and encodes 350 amino acids. Gene Ontology annotation, biological process: mRNA export from nucleus. The transcript has 9 exons. The record is from RefSeq and is a predicted model, not a curated record. Gene Ontology annotation, molecular function: mRNA binding. Lineage: Eukaryota; Metazoa; Chordata; Lepidosauria; Squamata; Sphaerodactylidae.